UUUGUUGAGAGUCGGACAUGUCUACACUGGUUUACCUAAAGCAGACUCUAACUGCAGUUGAUCCGUUAUAAAGUUUGCUUAAAGCUGAGUUUACUGGGAGUUCCCUGGCACUCCAGUGGUUAGGACCCUGCACUUCCACUGCUGGGGGCCCAGGUUGGAGGGAUCCCUUGUUGUUGGGGAACUAAGAUCCUUCAAGCCCCACCGUCUGGCCAAAAAACAAGGGGGGGGGAGGGGUGGCUGAGUUUACUAAUAAUUAAACCCUUGGUAUGGUUUAGACUGAAGCCCAACCAGUAACAGAACUGUCACACUUCUGAGGGGUUCUGAGUUUCCAGACCCUCAUUCCACCUGCCACAAGUCUCUCUUCUUUGGAGGGGGUAAGAGGUAGUGGGGGUCGGGGCUCCCGAAACAGAGGACUUGACCUGAACUUGGGGCUUUGAAUGCUAACCACUAAACCGCCGCCUGUAGAUACUGACUUUGGAGAACCUGAGGCAGGCCUAGGAUAGGAACCUAAGUGGGAGCCAGGAGUCCAUCCCAUCCCCAAGCCCCACCAAUUUUUGCAAAAUGUGAGUUGUAGGGAGUCUGUGAGAAUUGGGAGGGAACCCCCUCCACCAUGAAGGCAGUGACCCUGCCUUGUCAGUAAAGUCACUGUUUUCUACCCCAGAUAUCAGACCUUUUACCUUUUCUGAUUUCUGACUUUAUUUAUGGGAGUUCUCUUACAGAUGGCAAUGUAAUAAAUUUUUCAGUGAUACAUAAAUAAGCCACUUUUACAGAGGAGACACUGUGUGACUCCACAAAGGACAGAAGUCAGUCAAAUCACUAUUUUUAAAAUUCAUUCUACAAGUGUUUAUUGAGCACCUACUCUGUUUCAGGCAAAUGCUGCACACCGGGGAUAGAGCAGACCGUGGUCCCUAUUCUCUUGGGGGUCACAAACCUGUUUUGCAGCGGUGGCCCGGUAACUGUCCUCUACCCCUGCCCCUCACAGAAGGAGUAGCAUUACGGAGGUCCAGACUUCUGAGUUGAAAUCACAGCUUUGGUCUCUCACGAGCUGUGCCACCGCAGGCAAGGCACUUAACUUCUCUAAGCCUCAGAUUCCUCAUCUACUCUGAGGGCCUCUGGAGCAGAGUCAGUCUGAGAAGCAACUGUCGAGAGGGGAGGGGAGCUGGCCUAGCAUGUCAGUGGCACGCAGGAGGUGCCUGCUGACUUGGUUUGCUUGGGGCUGGGAGAGCACGGUGGAGGUUGCUUCAUCCUUCAGAAGCCUUGACUGUCCUGGGCUUCGCUGUACCCCCAGCCUAAGGCUGCAGCUAUCGGAGAAACUCAAGGUGACAGUCCUUGUCAUGUCGAAACCCUUACUCGGUGCCAGAACUCUAAAAGGGCACUGGAUUCCGUGUAAGCUUUACCACAGCCUGGACAACUGCAGAGUCAUCAGCUCCAUUUUAGAGAUGGGAAACUGAGGCUCAGCCAGAGAAUUGGUUGAGAGCCUCUGGGAAGGGGGAUGUCUCUGGCCUGAGGUCUGUCCUCCCCAUACUAGUCACUAGAGGGCGCCAGCGCUCAGCAAGCCAGGUUUGGGCUGGCUCUCAUAACCACCCUAGAUGCCCCACCUCUUGCAGACCCCAGUGCUAGAAGAGCAGGGAACAGUGUGACCCCGAGUGCUCUGCACUGCGGGGAGGAGAAAGAGAAUCACGGGCCUGGGAGGACGAGGAAAGGAGAAAGAGGAAACCAGAGGUGGGGAUUCAAGAGGCCCCUGAGGCUCUUCUCACAAAGCUCCCUGUGCUUGAGCCACAGAUCCUACCUCUGCUCUCUCCUGAGAGUGUCUGCGUGUGUGUGUGUCUCCCUCGUCCUGUCUUGGUGGAUUUCUCUCUCUUGUUCAGUGAUUCUUUUUCUGUGCUCUGCGCACGUGCGCCCAUGCAUGGGGCUGGCUCUCAGUGUCUCCCCUUUCGCGUCCACUUGUUGUCUCUUGUCUCCGCCUGUCUCCUCUGUGUGUUCCUGUCUCUCUCUUAUUAUGUCCCCGCCUCUCUUCCUCUCUGUCCUGCCUUUCUUCAUUCUCUCUAUCUCUGCCUGGAUCUCUUUUGGUUUCUGUCUCUGUCUCGCCCAGGUGCACAUCCCGUCCGUCCUCCACCACCACCACCAGCCAGCACACGUGGGCUGAGGGUCUCAGUCCCUUCCCUCGCGUGCCUCCUCACCCUGGGCAGCUGCUCACAGCUUCCCAAUCCUGGCCUCUCCUGCCCGCCCCUCUUGAGCCUGGGGGGAGGGGAGUGAGGGAGGAAGGGAGGGCAGCCUGGCGGGCCCACCCCUUUUUGCCUUUCCAGGCUGGGAGGCUGGGCCAGUGGGCCUUUUAACCAGCCUGGGCAGGCUGUGCCGGACACCAGCCCUGGACAUCGUGCCUGGCCUCUGCGGUUCCGGCAGCCCGGCCAGCCCGGCCAGCAUGCAGCAGCCGCCCCCACCCGGGCCCCUGGCCCCUGCAGCCGAGCCAACCAAGCCUCCUUACAGCUACAUCGCCCUGAUCGCCAUGGCCAUCCAGAACUCUCCAGGGCAGCGGGCCACACUCAGCGGCAUCUACCGCUAUAUCAUGGGCCGCUUCGCCUUCUACCGCCACAACCGGCCGGGAUGGCAGAACAGUAUCCGCCACAACCUGUCACUCAACGAGUGCUUUGUCAAGGUGCCUCGCGACGACCGCAAGCCGGGCAAGGGCAGCUACUGGACGCUGGACCCCGACUGCCAUGACAUGUUCGAGCAUGGCAGCUUUCUGCGCCGCCGCCGGCGCUUCACCCGACGGGCAGGUGCCGAGGGCGCCAAGGGCCCCACCAAAGCACGCCGUGGACCCCUCCGAGCCACCAGCCAGGACCCAGGAGCCCCCGACGUCGCAGCUAGCAGACAGUGCCCAUUCCCACCGGAGCCACUGGAACCCAAGGGCCUAAGCUAUGGGGGUCUGAUGGGGGCCUUGCCAGCCAGCAUGUGCCCGGCCACCACUGAUGCCAGACCUCAGACACCCUCAGAGGCCAAGGAGAUCCCCACGCCCAAGCCUGCAGGCCCAGGGGAGCUCCCUGUGGCCACCUCGUCUUCCUCGUGCCCUGCUUUUGGCUUUCCCACCAGCUUCUCUGAGGCUGAGGGGUUUAGCAAGGCCCCUGCACCCCUCUUGACCCCCGAGGCCACCAUCGGGAGCAGUUACCAGUGCCGGCUGCAGGCACUGAAUUUCUGCAUGGGGGCUGACCCAGGACUCGAGCACCUCUUGGCCUCAGCAGCCCCCUCCCCUGUACCAUCCACCCCUCCAGCCUCCCUCCGAGCCCCGCUGCCCCUGCCAGCUGACCCCAAGGAACCCUGGGUUGCAGGCAGCUUCCCUGUCCAGGGAAGCUCCAGCUACCCAUUGGGGCUGACCCCCUGCCUGUACCGGACGCCAGGAAUGUUCUUCUUUGAAUGAAGGCCAGCCGGCCUCAGGCCGUCCCUGCAUAGCCCCUGCCAACUACGCCCUCCAGGCUGAGCCUGACUCUGGGAUCUGGGGAGCUCUCAAAGGACGCGGGCCUGGCAAGCCCACGACAUCUGGGACAGAAAGCCAAGAUUGCAGCGGUGAACACUCAGCCAGCCCUAGGGCCUCUGGACAGACUUGGGGGUGAGGGGAAGCAGGGCCCCCUGGGGAUUUACUCUGUGGCUCUCAGGGCCAAUAAAGCCAGUGUGAUGAUGAG
Molecule: messenger RNA, 3677 nt
Organism: Capra hircus (goat)
Lineage: Eukaryota; Metazoa; Chordata; Mammalia; Artiodactyla; Bovidae
Gene: FOXS1
Product: forkhead box S1
Exons: 1
Coding region: 2423-3415 (330 amino acids)
Biological process (GO): anatomical structure morphogenesis; cell differentiation; regulation of transcription by RNA polymerase II
Molecular function (GO): RNA polymerase II cis-regulatory region sequence-specific DNA binding; DNA-binding transcription factor activity, RNA polymerase II-specific
Source: RefSeq, a predicted model, not a curated record